This is a messenger RNA of Protomyces lactucae-debilis, 1360 nucleotides long. RefSeq lists its product as uncharacterized. NCBI's taxonomy places the organism in Eukaryota, Fungi, Ascomycota, Taphrinomycetes, Taphrinales, Protomycetaceae. The transcript is spliced from 2 exons. The coding region runs from base 141 to 1244 and encodes 367 amino acids. The record is from RefSeq and is a predicted model, not a curated record. Gene Ontology annotation, cellular component: nucleus. Gene Ontology annotation, biological process: regulation of gene expression. Gene Ontology annotation, molecular function: protein binding.
CUUUCGAAGCAAUCGAGAAGCGGCAGUGUGAGCAGAGAAACCAUCAAAGAACGCUCACCACGCUCAGUGGAGCGUGCUACCAGCAGCUGCCUCGUAGGCAAGCCGGGCAUCACGCCGCUACCCAGAGUCUCACAGCGAAUAUGAAGCGCGAAGUAGCGAUAGGUCUUGAACAGCUUGGCCUGUCUCAGUACAUUGCUCGUCUUGAACAAGAGGGCUUCGACGAGUGGGCCUCUCUUUGCGAUAUUACAGAAUCAGACUUGGAGGCAUUGGACAUCAAGCGGGGACACAGGCGCAUAUUGCUGCGACACAUUGCCACAAUUCGCGGGCAUCCCUCGACAGAGCCCCUGGAUGAUGGCUCAAGCGACGGCACUGGCCAUCCCGAGGAUGGUACACGAAGCCGAUCCAAUUCUAUUUCAACCAGACGGCCAAGCUUGGCCUUUACGGAUGCUGAAGACAGUCAAUGUCAACGCAUGAUGCCAACAAAGCGACAAUACAAGCGACACCCGAAAGUGGACGAGAAUGCUCCUUCUCGGCCUCCAUCUGCCUAUGUCAUGUUCGCCAACCAAAUACGCGAAGAGCAACGGCAAAGUAAGCUGACCUUUACACAAAUCGCGAGACUGGCGGGAGAGCGGUGGAAGAACCUGGGGCCUGCGGAGAAGGUCAAGAUUGAAGCAGCUGCGGAUGCACUAAAGCAAAAGUAUGUGGCCGAAACGAACGAGUACCGCAAAUCUGUGGAGUACCAGCUCUACCAAGACUACCUUUCAGAGUUCAAGGAACGCGCUGUCAGGCACGAGAAGCCUGAAAAGUUGGUUGCGCCAAAACGCACUGGUCGCAACGGAGUACCCCCACGACACCCAUACUCGCCUUCUGCCCAUCCUUCUACCAGUCCACAGGAGGCUCAUUCAACCUUCUCUCGCCAGUCAUCUUCUUGUGAUUCAUCGUCUCAUGGCCAGUCCCCAGCCUUUGUCAUGACAUCGACGACCGAAACAAGGCCAUCUGAAGAGCAAAAGACCCCUUUACCGCAUUUGAAUCAGUGGCUCCCUUCGAUGCAGGAGAUGGCUGAGCAGGCCGUGCCACAGCACUUGACUGGUCGUCCUCCAUUUGAGCAACAUCGACUUCCGCCAUUGAAGAUGUCUAUGGCUAGUCAGGAAGCUCUGCCGCCACUAAUUCCGUCGGCUUAUCGUGGUCACGGUGUUUCUGAUCCAAGCUUCUUUCGCAUGGCAGGAAUGGACCGUACUUACUGAUAGUUUUUGUGUACGAUAGCCUGUAAUAUUAACACUCAUGAGCCCAGCAAGGACAAGUUUCUGUGACUGUCCCUUCUGCGGCCCGGGAUCUGUUUGUGACGUCAGCUUGGAUUUCU